Molecule: messenger RNA, 1074 nt
Organism: Phytophthora sojae
Lineage: Eukaryota; Oomycota; Peronosporomycetes; Peronosporales; Peronosporaceae
Exons: 3
Coding region: 1-1074 (357 amino acids)
Biological process (GO): phospholipid metabolic process
Molecular function (GO): phosphatidate phosphatase activity
Source: RefSeq, a predicted model, not a curated record
AUGACUGUGGGCGGCGUGAAGCGUUCGAGCGAGAAGAACGACAUCCAAGCGGGAUACACCACGAUGGCGCGGUCUCCUCCGUCGUCGCUGCCUGCAGCCAUGCAAUCGUCUGCUAGCGGGAUACCGCUCCACGGAGACCCCAAUGACGAGAGCGACGACACGCCCAUUGAUAUCGCUGAAGCUGGCUCGACCCGACCGCCCCAGGGCGCGCUGCAACGAUUCGGUCGUCACUUCCGACUGUUGGAGUUCGGCAGUGCCGUCGUCCUGUAUCUGCUGGCGCUUGUGUUCGCGAAGAUUGAAGUGCACGAACGCCCGAUUCCUGGGAUCAAAGUGCGCCUGAACGCCACGGCUGUUGCGUGGUCGCUCGACCCGUCCAUCGACGAGAAGAAGCUGUCGGAGGAAGUGCCGAUGUGGCUGCUGCUGACGCUGGGCAUCUGCCUGCCAGUGGGAAUCAACCUCGUGAUGAACUACGUGCUCCCGGCAUUUUGCCAGGUUCGAGUCAUCGCUCACGACACGCGGGAUUUCCUGUUGAGCCUCUUCCAGUCCAUGGCUCUCGCGACCUUCCUGACGCAGUUUACGAAGAACAUCACCGGUCGCUUCCGCCCAAGUUUCUAUGACAUGUGCAAGUGGAACCACGACGUGGUUUGGGACGGAGUCACGAAUCUGUGUACGGAUGCGGCUGGCGAGAAGGAGGGUCGCAAAAGCUUCCCGUCGGGGCAUGCUUCGUUUGCGUGGGCGACUAUGCUCAUUCUCACGCUCUAUCUGCUGGGCCGAUCACGCCUCAACUGUGAGAACCGCAGCAACUCCACGCUGCGAGGUGGCAAGAAGUCGCUGAUGCUGUUCAUGUGCUGCGCGCCAGUGCUGAUCGCUUCAUGGAUCUCCAUCACGCGCUGCAUCGACAACUGGCACCACUACAGCGACAUCUUGGCUGGCAGUGUCAUCGGCAUUGCGUCAGCACAAUUCGCGUUCAACUACAACUAUGGGUCGAUAUUUAGCUGGGAAUCGGCAGGCCUGCCUCUGGAGGAGAUCCACGAACGUCGCAUGGUAAGAGAGCAGCAGGACGAAUCCUUCUAA